CCUCACUUAGUCACGUGCUUUUAAUGCCUGAGAUUUUAAGCGUAGGGCUUUAUGCCGUUUCCUAAGUGAGGCAUUUUGUGGCUGUCGGUUGGAGGAAUAAAUACGAGUUAAAGAAGAGGAGACAAGGAAAUCAUUUAUUGGGAGGGAAAACUGGUCCCCAAACUAUUGUACAGUAAACCGAACAAAAAGAGAGAUGGAUGCAACUUCAAUAAACUGGCCCCGUAGGGUUUACCGAUAGUACAGCAAGUGAACUGAGCAGAAGUUCGAAGACCAUGAGGAAAAGGAAAGUGCAAAGGCUGUCAGGCAGCUGGUCCUGAUUUAUUUAUGGGCUUAUCUUUUGUCUGAGGAUUAAUAACCAGGAGCUACACCCCGAAAAUGGGACAGAUAUGAAGAUCUGGGUGGCUCAGACUCUCUCAGCAGCAUUGCUGCUGCUCCUGGUGCUUGGAUCUGUUUUGCUAAUCUGGACCGGUGGUCAACAGCGGAUCCUUCCAGAAUCAAAGAAGCACCAUGUUCUACGAAGGGCUUUGAUGGUUACCAGUCUUAUAAAUGCCCAGGUGCAGCAGCUGCAAACUUUGCCUUCUGGACCACCGCUACAUAAGGACACUGCUAUUACGAGCUUGGCAGUGGACCACAGUGAUGCAAGAAAUGAUGUUGGCAGUAAUGGCAAUGGCACAUCAGUGGCUUUCAAUGAUCGUUAUCAAGAGUCGAGGAAAAGUAACGAUCCCGAUGUCGUGCAUCUGAAUGUUAAAGCUGGAGCUUAUUUGGAGCUCGAUGAUGCCGUGGAAGACGGCAUUUUCUGGAACAGUGCACUGGACGCUCUUACCCCGUCUGGAUUCUCCGACUAUCAGGUGGACCAGUGGAGCAAACUAGUAAGGGGCUCGAGUAUAGUGUCUUUACAGCCCGGCUGUGGUCGUGCCCCAAACAGGUUGGCCCGGCUGCAGGAGGCUGAUAACACUGGAAAUGUAAUCCCUGCCUGCGUGCGCUACGGUAUCAACACAGAACAGAUUGUGGGAGAGACAUUGUCUUUCUACUUAUCCCGGCUUCUGGGUAUAGAAAACGUGCCCCCCUUAGCUCUAGCAAAGGUCGGGCCCAGUCGUGCCUUGUGGCGGGAUGUUGCCGCAGAGCAGACUGAUGCUCAGUGGGUGGAUGGAGCCUUAGUCAGCGUAACAAAGUGGGUAGCAAAUCUCAGCGAAGUGGUUACACCUGCGCCCCUGCGAUCUGAUAGUGGCUGGCGACUGCAUCCCUCCUGGAAUGACUGGGGUAAUCGAACAACCCAGGAAGUGCUGGAGCUGAUUCAGUGGACAGACCUCAUUAUCUUCGACUACUUAACUGCCAAUUUCGAUCGGCUGGUCAGUAACCUUUUCAGCAAGCAGUGGGACCCUCGAAUCAUGGAGAGGGCAACUAGCAACCUACAUCGGACGCCUGGAGGCAGUUUGCUGUUCAUCGACAAUGAAGCCGGUCUGUUACACGGCUACCGCGUGAAAGCCAUGUGGGACAAGUAUCACGAACCACUGCUAAAGUCCGUAUGUAUCUUCCGACGGAGAACAGCGUCUAAGGUCAUCGAGCUGCACCGAUUAAGGAAUGCAGCCCAGCAGCUGUGCAAACUCUAUCAAGCGCGCGAGCCGCUGCACUCGGAGCUGGGCUUUAUGUCCGAACUGCACGCGCAGGAGUUACAGAACAGGAUUGACCUGUUGUACAAGCACAUUUUGCACUGCAAAUCCACUUACGGUGAAGUUUGAGUUACUUAAUUUUCGGGUGUGUGCUUACUACUGUUUAUGUCACGGACACUUCUAUCAAACUAUGUGUUUUCCCGUUAAGUGGUUGCACAAGCUUGUGUGUAAAGUAUGGCAUUGCUUGUGCCAGAUAAGUUGAUAAACAGCAGUAAACUGCUUUUCAUAUAGCUUUCAAAUUUAAGUAAGGCAAGAGUAAUAUUAGGUAGUAUGAACUGAGUAAAAGCCAAAUAAGAUUUGGAUGUGUCUCACUCACCCGUGCAGACUUAAACUUUGGUAAUAACUGUUGGAUGAUGCAGAUUACUGUUGAUGUGCGUAAUGUUGCUGUUUUUUCCAAAGUUACUUUAUGAAUGGAGUUAAAUUCGUUGUUGCCCACAGAUUGUUGUAUUUUACCCAACCCCCUGUAGUUCCACUUUUGCAUUUCUGAUCCAAUAUAAGUUAUCUCCCUUUUGGUUUAGGAAAGUAAAUAUAUGUUCCUUAUAGCUGGGGAGUGAUCCAAAAGGAUAUUUUAGGUAAUGUUAAUUGUUACAGUACAUACACCUCUCCAAAAUAUCAGUUGUUUAAUUAUAGCCUUAAAUUCGGGCUGGUUUAACAUUUAAGUAAAAUUAAACCGAUAUGGCAGUCUUAGCUGGCUUGCAGCAACUGACAAACUAGAAUUAUCUGGUGAAUCCAUGGGUUUGUUAAAUGUAAAAUUCUGGCUUACAGCCAAAAUCUCAGAAUGGUGAAACAGAACAAAAUAAAAUGCUGUACUAGGGUUUCAUCUCUCAACCCUUCAUUUGACCAAACUGUGCAUACAACAUUUAAAAUAACUCAGUAAAUACCUUUAAGCUCAUACUUCACCUUAGAAGGGGAAAAAAGUAACUAAAUCUAUGAUCUCUUCUUUGGCUGAUGCCUAGUAGAGAACAAUAUAUGCCAUUUCAUUGUUGGUUAUUGGAAAAAUAAAUGGGAAAUGUAUUAUUCUUUUGUUUGCAUGUAGAUAGAACUUGAGUGCAGUGUUUGGUGGUGAAGGCAUAAAACAAGACAAAUAAUUCAAACAGUUUGAAGAGUUCAGAAAUAUGGUCAGUCGAGAUUAUUUGUAUGUUUUGUUGUCUUGAAAAAAAGUGAUAUUUUGUAAGCUCUAGCUCUCUGUCCAUUGCGUAUAGCUUUAUUGUGCAUUAUUAUUCACACCCCUUGCUUUAUUUUAUCCUGGGUCUAGUCUUAAAAUAACUAGUGCUUAUCACUUUUCAGAACCCUUAUAAGUAAACUAUAGUCAUUUGUGCACAGUGAUGGUCUUGAAAUUAACCAUAGACACUUAUUUUUUUAUCAGGUGAGUUUAUACUGGAACACGAAAAUAUUAGCUCCCUUGUUCCUACAGCAUAUCAUUUAUGUGGUAGUAGUGAUGUUUGGAUCAACUUGCCCAUUUUCAUAAUGAACAAACUGUUUUAAAAAAAAUACAUGGGAAAGUUCAUUUUAAGGAUGAAAAUGCAGUGAAGUAUCUGUCAAACAGCAGCACGUUGUUGGCAAUUUGUGACCACUUGUGUUUGAAGCAGCUUGGCUGUAUGUUAAGUAUGCAUGGACAUAUGAGAAGUGUGGCUUAUGAAUGGUAAUAAGGUCUGUGGAGUAAACAACUUGCAAAAUCAUAUGUAGGAGAUAUUUGAAAUUAAGUGGAUAAUACAUUUAUGCAGGCACUACAUAGAAAGAAGGUACAUUGAGAAUCAAGUGCCUGUGUGGUUUAUAUAGUAAAGCAUGUAUAUCUUGGGGCAUGGAGAUAAAAUGAUAGAUCUUCAAUUAGAUUACUCGGGGGUCAAUAAGAUGAGAGAAAGUAAAUCUGUAUGUUAUGAUAAAAAGGAUAAUAUGAAGUUAAUGAGGGUGAGGGAAAGGAAAUAAUUUCUCUGAAAAAGUAGACAUGCCUAGAAGAAACUGUCCAAAGAACUGGAAGAACAGUUAAUGUUCUUUAAGCGUUUCAUGCUAAUGAAGGCUUGUGAAGAUGCACAAGUAAGUAAUAGGAAGACUGAGUCACCAGAUACCCUCCUGUCUUUGGGGUCUGCCCAACUUAAACUGGGAAGGUUAAGUGAUUAUUUUAUGCUAAGAUUAUAAAAGGUUGUAAUGUCAUUGUUUACAGAAAAGUUUCCUUAAAAACAACAUCUAAUGUUCUUAUAAGUUUGUGUGUUCAUCUGUACAGUUUCUGUUAUGAAGGCAGGUAUGCUGAAAAUGUCACUGUUCAAUGUGCAAGUUCAUGUUUAAACAUUUGAAUACAUAAAAAAAUCUUUCAUUUUAUAUAUUGUCUACACUCCAAACAAUCAUGGUCCACAAAUGUGGGAUUUUAAACUCCUUAAUAGUGAUGGCUACACAGCAAGCCAGCUUUUAUUCAUGCACAUUUAUUAUGAAUAUAUAUUCUUUUGAAUGCCUGUUUCAUUUGGCAACUAAAAACUCUACUCAUAGUUACCAGCUGAUAUGUUUACUUGUCAUUUGUAUGGAAAGAUGGCAGUGAAACACGUAGUCUGCUUUUUUUUUUUUUUUCAAGCUGGGGCUUAGAUUCAAAACCUAAACAGAACACAAAACACAAGUAUUACUUAUAGCACUCCUAGAAAGAGCAGAAGUGAUGUAAUUUUGAUUUAUUAUUUACUUCUGUUUCACUGUAUGUAGUAAUGGUCUGAAUAAGAAUGAUUUCUCUAAGCAGAAUAUAUGUUGCCAAUAAGAAAGAACGUGAAUGAAUUAUUUUUCCUGCAUUUUUAACUUUUGCUAGAAGAAUAUACCAGAGGAAUCAACUUUGUGGUGUUUAUUCUGCUGGAGUUUUUAUUCAAACUAGGCCCUCACCCUGUGUUAUGAUUCUAGAGUGUGUUUCUGACAGAAUUAUUUCUAAAGCUCGUUAUUAAUAGACUGUACCUUUAGAAUGAGCCAAGGUCUUAAGAUGUGCAUUCGUAGGCACAGGAGGUGAAUCUAGCAGUCUGUUAACUUUCGUAAGCAGUUAGGCUUACAACUUAAGUGAACACAAUGCUUCAGAUCUUGGAAGACCUUUGUGGUGCGCCCUGACUGUACCUUAUCUUGAAAUAAUCCUUACUUACAAAUGUAGUGAGACAGCUUGCUGGAAGGCAGUUGUAUUCACAAUUCUUUCAAUUUGUUUUGGUGAUAGAGCUCACUACUAUUAGAUAAGUAUGUAUGUUCAUUAUAUAGUACUUAAUCAACAAAUAUAAAUAAGACACGAGAAUGGUAACAAGUUACCCUCAUUUGAGGGAAACACUUCUCAAUUUUGCAAGUUUCUUUUCUUUUUUUUUUCAGAAUUACUUUUAUACGUCUUAUUCUUUAGAUAAAAUGGAUAAGGAUCGGAUCAUUGGUAUCUAUUUUCAAAGAUGACAUACAAGACCUGAGGUCAUUAAGUGACUUGCACAUUCACUCACUGUGUAAAGAGGCUGUGGGACCCAGACCCGACUUUAAUGGAAGCACCUUCCUUACUUAAAGCUCAUUGCUCUUAAUAGGAUUUGCUGUCAGCCUACUUUUUUGUAAGGUGGUUGUUUUUCACAAAUUCUUAACUUUUGGUGAUCAGAAUUAGGGAAAAGCAGAAAAAAUUUGUACUAGAGUUUAACGGAGUGUCAGAAUUAUUUGUAAGAUUAGUCUGAGGGAGAAAACGCUCCCAUACUCACAUUUUCUCCUGUAGAAAAAAAGACAGUAUCACCUGUAGCAUUUUUGUGUUUCUUCUUGAAAAAACAUUGCAGAUUGAAUUGGUAUAGCAACAGUAUUUCCAUAAUUAUCAGAAAAACGAGCUAAGUGCUGAAUCUUACCUUAAAACAAUGUUCUUGUUUAAGUACAUUUUUAUUGAGUAUUGAUUAGGUGCAGGUAUUUGUUUAUGAAAGCAAAAAGGAUGUACUUCUAAACAAUGACAACAUUCCUUGAAUAUGUCCAACUGUUUUGUUACUUGAAAUGUAAUUAUGUGAUGUAAAACAGUUUUCUUCCAAGAAACCUGUAACAAUUAUUUCAUUCCAAGCACUUUAUUUUUUAUUCUUUAAAAUGUAUAGAGAUUUAUUUGUAAAGUGAUAACAAUGUUCAGCCACUCUAAGAAAUUUGUAAAAUGUAUAUUAUAUUGUUGAAAUAAAUACAGUAAAAUGUGGUUGUUUACUA
Messenger RNA from Protopterus annectens (West African lungfish), 5825 nucleotides. It is a transcript of the gene FJX1, whose product is annotated as four-jointed box kinase 1. The record is from RefSeq and is a predicted model, not a curated record. NCBI's taxonomy places the organism in Eukaryota, Metazoa, Chordata, Ceratodontiformes, Protopteridae. Gene Ontology annotation, biological process: cell-cell signaling. The coding region runs from base 387 to 1739 and encodes 450 amino acids. The transcript has a single exon.